AUGAGCUCCUCUUUCCAGCCGCCCAGUCCGAUUCCGCCCAGGACAAGCUCUGCGAAUGCCUCAAAUGGCCCGGCGAGCCCGCCCUCACACCGGCACCGAAAGUCGGUCGCCGACAGCGAGGCGACAGGCAACGGCAUAUCGUCGAGGCUGAAACACAAGCGCAACAAAUCCAGCGUGGAUGGCACCAAGUACAAGGACGGGACAUGGUCAUCCAAGAACGAGAAGAUCCUCAUAGGACCCUACGACUACAUGCACCAGCAUCCGGGCAAGGAUGUGCGCAAGCAACUCAUCCAGGCGUUUAAUUCCUGGCUCCAGGUCCCACCCGAGAGUUUGGCGAUUAUCACCAAGGUGGUCACAAUGCUACACACGGCGUCCCUCUUAAUCGACGACGUCGAAGACAACUCCGUUCUCCGCCGUGGAAUCCCCGUCGCCCACAACAUCUUUGGCACCGCGCAGACCAUCAACUCCGCCAACUACGUCUACUUUCUCGCCCUACAAGAAAUUCAACAACUGAAUAACCCGGCCGCCAUCGACAUAUACGUGAAGGAGCUUCUGAACCUGCACCGUGGCCAAGGCAUGGACCUUUUCUGGCGGGAUACUCUCACUUGCCCCACGGAAGACGAGUACCUCGAAAUGGUGGGCAACAAGACUGGCGGCCUCUUCCGUUUAGCUGUAAAGCUUAUGCAAGCGGAGAGCACAACGGGCAAGGACUGUGUCAGCCUGGUGAACGUCAUGGGAUUGAUCUUCCAGAUCUGCGACGACUACCUCAAUCUUUCGAAUACUGCAUACACCCACAAUAAAGGGCUCUGCGAGGAUCUGACGGAAGGGAAAUUCUCUUUUCCCAUAAUUCAUAGUAUUCGCUCGAAUCCUGGCAACCAUCAGCUGCUCAGCAUCCUCAAGCAGAAAACCCAAGAUGACGAGGUCAAGCGCUACGCCGUGCAGUACAUGCAGAGUACGGGCAGCUUUGCGCAUACGCGUCAAUUUGUUCGGGAACUACGUGAUCGCGCCUUGACCCUGAUCGAGAUGAUCGAUGCGACGCCCCAGAUCAAUAAUGCCGGUGAUGGAGAAAUGGUGCGCGCUGUUUUGUACAAGAUUGUGGACUCCACCUUGUCAGAUGAGACACAAUAA
Molecule: messenger RNA, 1128 nt
Organism: Penicillium argentinense
Lineage: Eukaryota; Fungi; Ascomycota; Eurotiomycetes; Eurotiales; Aspergillaceae
Product: FPP/GGPP synthase family protein
Exons: 2
Coding region: 1-1128 (375 amino acids)
Biological process (GO): isoprenoid biosynthetic process
Molecular function (GO): prenyltransferase activity
Source: RefSeq, a predicted model, not a curated record